Pocillopora meandrina is the source of this 348-nucleotide messenger RNA. Lineage: Eukaryota; Metazoa; Cnidaria; Anthozoa; Scleractinia; Pocilloporidae. The record is from the annotation of a GenBank genome assembly.
AUGGUUAUGGACAAACAGCAAUAUCACGACAAAGCUUUGUCUCUGCUUAAUGACAAGAGUACGUAUGCUGCCUUAACCUCUGAUCCUACCAGUAAAACUCAAAAAAAGUUAAACAAAAUGUUGCUUGAUUUGAAAAAAGCUGGUAAAAUUAGUGACUCUACGUACAAAAUGUUCUACAGUAGUGACGGCUUAUGUCCACGUUUUUAUGGCUUACCUAAAAUUCAUAAACCGGGAAUUUCUUUGAGACCCAUUGUCUCUUUUGUGGUUAUCUUGCGAGAAUUUUGUCGCCUGUUGUUGGGAAUACUGAUUACACUGUCAAAAAUUCCUGCGAAUUUUCGGAUUUUAUAA